Truncatella angustata is the source of this 2004-nucleotide messenger RNA. RefSeq lists its product as uncharacterized. The transcript is spliced from 5 exons. Bases 1 to 2004 code for a protein of 667 amino acids. Gene Ontology annotation, biological process: cristae formation. Lineage: Eukaryota; Fungi; Ascomycota; Sordariomycetes; Amphisphaeriales; Sporocadaceae. The record is from RefSeq and is a predicted model, not a curated record.
AUGGCCGGAAACCGAGGAAGAGUUUACCGCCCCUCAUACAGUCUAACACGGGGGUGUCAUUUACCGCCUAAUGUUAUUAGGGGCUUCGGGCGAAAAACCUCUGCAACAGGACGACAGUCACUGGCUGGUGCAGUGAGAGAAUGGUCCGGACGGUUCCAACACCAAGCUACAUUGCAUGCUGCGUCGACAAGAUUGACGGCGGGCGGUAGCAGGGUUAGGAGAAACCGUGAUCAGGGCAUCUCACACAACUCAUCUACCAGGACUUCUGCAAUCUACAACGACGAUCAUUUGCAGUCUCAGACGUAUGGAUAUGGUUAUGGGUCGCUUGGUUUGCGCUCAACAGCUUCUCGCUAUUCACUGAAUGACCAGUUCGCUGCUACACGUUCAGAAUUCGAUUUCGGCUUUGACGAUGGAGCUUCUACCUUUGAGCGGUCGACCCUCGCUUCAGAAAUUCGAGGACCGCCGCUGGAUGAUGAGCAUAGUCCCGUUCUCUCGCCAAUAGAAGACUACUUUCAUCCAUCAGCCUUACAAGAUCGGGAACGUGUCAUAAACCCCUACGAUCUUUUAGUCCUACCGCCAAAUCCCACGGACCGGGAUAUCCGUCGUGCAUAUUUCAGGCUGUUCACCUUGCUGUAUCCGGAUACACACCCGCCAAAGCUCCGUAAGGCUGCCAGUGUUUACUUCACGCUGGUACAAAAUGCUUUCGAGCAAACCAUCAGACCAAGUGAGCGAGCCCAGGAAGACUUGGACCAGCACAACACUUCUGAUUUGGUGCUAGAUGAGCCCGGCCGGUACCAAGUAUACCAGUUGUGGCGGGUCGCACUAAGCACUCUUGGUCCCAAUCACUGGGAUAGGGACGCAGUGCUGGAGGAGAACGGGGACAGGCAAUCAAGUGGCAAUCAUGGCCUCUUUGCUAAUCUCUGGAAAUAUGCGGAUAAGCUUGGGUUGGACCGUCAUCGAUUGCAGGCUUUGGGCAGAAAUGGCAGUCUGGGUUUGGGCGUCAAACUGGACAUGGGAUCACCUCAGCUGUUUGAAUCAGCAGCCAGAGGUCUGUCUCGAUUUUCAGUUCUGAACAAACAUUUCCUGAGUUUGGUUCCGAUUCGGGUGACUCCAAGAUCAGAACUCAACUACAACUUUCCGGAAUCCACACAAGCUAUAGGUGCUGCAGGGGCAUGGACCUUUUCGGCGGCGGCAGAACCACAUAGCUUAGGCGCUUCACUUAAGUAUGGUAUCGAUGUCAGCAGCCUGCAAAGACCUGCCAGUCAGAGUAUAGCCCCUGAAACAAAAAGAACCCAUAUUUCUCCCAGAACGGGACCCGGUUUACGCAUCGAAGCGGAGGUCUCGUGUGGAUUCGUGUGGUCAAAGUUCCUGGCUUUGAGAUGUCUAAAGCGUAUUGGUCGCUUCUCGAAGUUGGGAUUCGAGCUCGGAUUCAGCACGCACCAGCUACAUUUAUCCCUAUAUUGGUCUCGGCUCGGCCAACGCAUACGCCUCCCCUUCUUGGUGAAUCCGAUAUCCUUUAUCAGUCCGCGGGCUCUAUUCUGGGCAGCACUAGUACCCUUUGCCACUCUCGCAGCUUGGGAUCUGAUCUCAUACUGCCGGCGGUCCGGGAUACCGAAGCCUCUAAAGCAAGUUGAAUUGGUAAAGCAAGAAGAGCGACGAUCGGAAGCGGAUGACAUCACUAUUCUACUAUCAGCCAACGUCGAGAACAGGCAAAGAGAAGAGCGUGCCAAUCGCGGUCUGGUGAUUUUGAGCGCCAAAUACGGGGUCAAAAAGGAUGAUUCGUGGGGUCUCGGAGAAGUCGCAGAUGUCACCACUGCCGUUGCAGCGCUCGUCGAUAACAGUCGACUACGCAUCCCACGCAAUGUUGAUAAGAACAAUAUUCUAGGCUUUUGGGAUCCGGUUCUGGGUAUGGCAAAAACAUUACAUGUGAGAUAUCUUUGUCAGGGCAAGGAGUCAACUGUGGAAGUAGGCGAGAAUGAGGAAUUGUCCUUGCCGCCGAGAUAG